GACGUGUCGUAUUUGAAGGUGCCAAAGAACUCUCGGCUCGAAGCCUAUCAGGUGGCCGGCCGCCUGGUGAUCAAAGUGCCAGCACCAGGAUUCCAGGCCAGUGUGAUUUGUCCCCUGAUCUUCUCAGUGCUGUGGCUGAGCUUUGUCUCCUACUGGUCCAUCACUGCCUGGAACAGCGGCGUGCGGAUGUUUGUGGCUUUCGCGCUGCCCUUUUGGGCGGUCGGCGUGAUGCUUUUUCUCAGCACCUUGCUCACACCCAGCCUCUCACAGACGUUGAUCGCAGGGCCUUUGGAGUACCAGGUGCAGUCGCAGGUCUUGCAGCUGGGCAUCAGUCGCUUCGCGGCCAAGGUGACGGACCUGGAAGAGGUCCCAGGGCUCUACUGUAUGUCCGAGCUGGAUUGCAGGCUGAUCCUGCAGGAUGGCGUGCAAGAAGUGGUCUUUGGGUCGGAUCUGAAGCCGGUGGAAGUGCGAUGGAUCCAGAAGCAGUUGUGUUCCCACUGGGGACUCGACGUCUCCUCAUGCCUGGCGCGUUCGGCGUUCCACUCUGA
Molecule: messenger RNA, 548 nt
Organism: Durusdinium trenchii
Lineage: Eukaryota; Dinophyceae; Suessiales; Symbiodiniaceae
Source: the annotation of a GenBank genome assembly